AUGUCUCGAGCUAUUCAUCGAGAUCUCAAGAACCUCGAAGAGCUUGAGAAAGAGGAAGCUGAGGAAGCUGAGGCUGAGAGGGUUUGUGUUGCUGCUGAAGUGCAGGCUGUGAUGGCUGAGAAAUCUGCUAUUGUAGCUGAAGAUUCUUCUUUUGAGGGUUUUGAUUGGAAUUCUGUGAAUCUGAGGAAUUCUGU
Molecule: messenger RNA, 194 nt
Organism: Cryphonectria parasitica EP155
Lineage: Eukaryota; Fungi; Ascomycota; Sordariomycetes; Diaporthales; Cryphonectriaceae
Exons: 1
Source: RefSeq, a predicted model, not a curated record